Molecule: messenger RNA, 2470 nt
Organism: Odontomachus brunneus
Lineage: Eukaryota; Metazoa; Arthropoda; Insecta; Hymenoptera; Formicidae
Exons: 3
Coding region: 1573-2241 (222 amino acids)
Source: RefSeq, a predicted model, not a curated record
ACUCACCGAUGCAGACUGUAGUGCAGAUGAUCCUGAUUUCAUGUUAGAACGUAAUGAGUUGAGCGAAUUAUUUGCUUCUGUAGACAAAGAUGUCACAAUAACAAAACAGAAUGAAACCAGUUAUUCUGAUAACUUUCUCUAAGAUUUCAAUGUUGUUCAUGCAUGCAAUGAUGAAGAUAUGCAUGUUAAAUCUUCUGAAUCUAAAGGUGCCAAUAAAAAACACUUUUGUUUCUAUUGUAAGAAAUUACAAACAAAAAUUGCGAGACAUUUGGAAUUUAUCCACCGUACCGAAGAAGUGAAAAAAUUUAUUUAUUUACCAAAAGGAAAUUUUGAGCGAGAAAAAAUUAUAGAAACUAUUAGAAAAAAAGGAGAUUAUCUGUUCAAUACAGAUCGAUGUUAUAAUACAACGGAACUAAUUGUAUGUCGUAGACCAUCAGCAUUGAAAAAAAGAAGUGCAACUGACUUUAUUUGCUGUGCAUCAUGUAAAGGAUAUUUUACGAAGAAUAAUAUAAGGCACCAUAGUGCUACUUGUUUACAUCAGCAAGGGAAGAGAUGUGUAAACAUACUUGGCAGGAAAAUUAGUGGUAGGAUUCAUCGUGAUGCAUUAAAUAUAUUAAGGACUAAAAUAUUUCCAAUAUUAAGAGAUGACGAAGUAACACGAAUUAUUAGAUACGAUAGCUUAAUUAUAUUAUAUGGAAACAAGAUGAACACAAAAUAUUGUCAACAAUAUCAAGAGGAUAUGAUCCGCGCUCGUUUGAGACUCAUAGGACGCUUUUUAAUAGCGUUAAAAAGAAUACAACCAGCUAUAACUGAUUUCUCAUCAUUAUAUGAUCCUCGUUUCUAUGACGAUUGUAUAUCCGCUGUACGUGUGACUGUACGUUACAACGCGGAAAAUAAUAUGUUUGGCGCACCGUCUGUAGCAUCAGGGAUUAGGAACGCUUUUGAAAGAAAUCGGAAAAAUAUUAAUCUCAAAUUUUAUUAAGAAACAUAUGGCAAAGACAAAGAAAAAUGCUGAAGACUUUUUACUCCUAUUAGACGAAGAUUAUACAACCAGUAUAAAUAAAACUGUCGAAGAAACUAUAACUACAAAUAAACGGCAGAAACAAAUUAUUUUACCAAAUAUGAAAGAUAUACAAGUGUUACAUGAAUACCUAUUACAAGAAAGAAAAUCUAGUUACGAGAAAUUACAAAGAAGCUUUUCAUAUAACUGGCUUUCUUUAAAUAAGAGUACUCUUCUAUCUAUACUUUUAUUUAAUAGAAGAAGGCCAGGUGAACUGGAGCACGUGCUAAUCGAAGAUUUUGAAAAAUAUGAAAGUUUAAAUGAAAUUAUCCUGAUUUAUUUAAUACUUUAACGGAAAAAAUGAAAAAAUUAGCAAAAAAAUAUGUGAGGUUUACAAUAAGAGGUAAACUCGGAAGAUCAGUGCCUGUUCUUUUAUCAGCUAAUUUAGUACAGUGUAUACAAAUGAUACUAAAUCAUAGAAAAAAGUUAAAGUGUUCCAAAAGAAUCCAUAUAUAUUCGGUCUUCUUUCAGCAGUUAAUAAUCGUUACAAAUAUUUAAUAGCCUGUGAUUUGAUGCGAGAGUAUUCAUCAGCAUGUGAAGCCGUGUACCUUAUAGUUUACAAAGUACUCAAUUGCGCAAACAUUGCGACGCAAUGUGGAAUUUUGGAUAUAUCUGAAUCUCAGACAUUGCUUUUGGCUGACCAUAUGGGACAUGAUAUAGCAAUCCAUAAAAGACAUUACAAGCAAGCAUGUCUUAAUAAAGAAAUUCUGCAAUUGUCGAAGUUAUUAGAGAAAGCAUCGGGUAAUGAUGUAGAAGAUAAUGCUGAUGAUGAAAACGAGAAAAUUUACAAUGCACCAACUAAUGGACCAAAUAAAACUAGAAGUAGAAACUCCGAUUCAGAAUAUGAUGAUGCACCAGUUAAUGAACAAGAUGAAAAUGAAACUGGAAACUCUGAUUCAAAUUAUAAAGACGAGAUACAAAAAGAAUUACAAACAGUUGCAUCUAUAAGCAAGACACAACGUAGUACAUUUUCGUACAGUAAAAUAAAACGAGUUCGAUGGAGUGAACAAGAGCGAAAUACAGUGCUAAAGGCAUUUAAUGAAAAAAUAGAAAAAUCGCAACUGCCUUCACUAAAAGAUAUUCAGAUUUUUAAAACUAAAAACAAAUGCCUUAAUAAUCGUACUCCAUCGCAAAUAAAAACAUAUUUACACAACUUAAUAUCAGGAAAAAGCAAGUUAUAAAAUAGUCCAUACAUGCAUGAUAUGGCAGUUAAUCAGAUUCAUUUUAUUUUAUUAACUAUUUCAGAAGAUAUUACAAAGUGAUAUAAGAUAGUAUGACUAAUUAUUUUAUACAUUCACCAAAAUAGAUUAAGUUAGUUAUUGUAUUUAUAUAUUUUCAUAUUUCUAAAUUUUCGAACAAAAAAACUGGCUAGAUUUAAUUAAACUUAUUAUAUCUAUUUUUUUUUAUAUA